This is a messenger RNA of Yamadazyma jaroonii, 2049 nucleotides long. The record is from the annotation of a GenBank genome assembly. NCBI's taxonomy places the organism in Eukaryota, Fungi, Ascomycota, Pichiomycetes, Serinales, Debaryomycetaceae.
AUGACUGACAGGAUAUUGUAUCGAAAGAUCAAAUCAGUCAAAGCAGGUCAAAUUGAGAGAUUUGAACUUGAUUAUCAUCCUGAUAGGGUGAAGGAACCCAUCACCAAAAAUAUUUGGGUCAAAGUCAAAAAUAUAGAGCCAAUUGCUAUGCGAGCAGCUUUUAUCACUGGACCUUACUUAUUAUACGUUGAUUGUAGAUCAGAAGAAUACAAACAAGACGAGAAAUGUUUCAUUACUGCCAACCAACCAAGUUUCGAGCCCCAACUUCAACCAGGGAAAUCGUUCAUCGUAGAAUUAAGUUGUAACACCAUCAAAGAUCAUUAUAAGUGGACUAUAGAUGUCAUAUCGCAAAUGAUAUUUAGUAGUGCUUUGGUGAUUAACUUUGAAAUUGUAGUGGGGACUUCUAAGGACAUAAUAAAUGAAGAAAUAGAUGUUCAGGCUGGUGACUUAACUGUUAAUAACCUUGAUACCUUUGAUAUUUGGAACUUACCUGUUCCCCAAGAAAAACCUAUACAUUUAGUAAUCUUAACCCAUGGAUUACAUUCCAAUGUAAGUGCUGACAUGUUAUACCUCAAAGAGGCUAUAGAUUCAUUCCAAAAUAAUGAUAAUGUGGUGGUGAAGGGAUUUUUUGGGAAUAUUUGUAAGACCGAAAGAGGAAUCAAGUAUCUUGGAUCUAGAGUGGCAGAAUUCAUAAUCGAUUUGGUGGUCAAUGAUAGUCAUUUCAAUGAAGGCAAAGUUUCCAAAAUAUCUUUCAUUGGUCAUUCUCUUGGUGGGUUAGUUCAAACAUUUACAAUUGCUUACUUACAGAAUAAUUUCGCUUGGUUUUUCAAAACUAUAACACCAGUGAAUUUUAUAACUAUUGCAUCUCCAUUGUUAGGAGCUUCCAAUGAAAACCCUAUUUAUAUUAAUUUAGCAUUACUGGCAGGAAUUGUUGGUAUAACUGGACAAGAUUUGAGUUUAAGAUUCCAACAACAUGAUAGUAAACCAUUAUUAUUAUUAUUACCUUCGGGCCCCACUCAUAAAGUUCUUAAACAAUUUCAAAGAAGGACUGUUUACGCUAAUGUAGCUAAUGAUGGAGUUGUACCAUUAAGAACUUCAGCCUUAUUAUUCCUCGAUCAUAAAGGAUUAUCUUCAAUCAUGAGCAGAGAAGAUAUGGAUUGUCAUCAUUUGGAUAAUUCAACUGUAGAUAAAAUUCCCGAAGAGAAAAACAAUGGAUAUCAAUCAAUGUUACCUCAACCAGUACAAAUGAUACUAGCCAAAUUAAUGCCACAAAAACAAGUUAAAGAACCUGAAGGUGAAAUAGAUGAAUCUAGGUUCCUUAAACAAAUUAAAGGCUUACAUAAAUCCAAUGUCAUUGAAACUGUUCAAUCUUUGAUAUUACCUCCUUUACCACCUAUGAAAUAUAUUGUCAAUCCUGAAGAAAGAGACAAUGUUAUAGUUUAUGAAAAGAUUUAUAGCGAAGCCGAUUUACCAGCAUUCGAACCCGAUGAUAAAACUGAAGGAGAUUCCUUAAGUAAGAGAAUUCUCAGUAGUAUAGAUUUACAAGAAUUCGAAAACAUCGAAGAACAAAUUGCUAGAGAAUACCAUAAAGGUAUGGAAUGGAAGAAAGUGCUUGUAAGAUUGAAACCCGAUGCCCAUAAUAACAUCAUUGUUCGUAGAAGAUUUUCCAAUGCAUAUGGAUGGCCAGUGAUCAAGCAUCUUGUUGAAAGCCAUUUUAGUGAUGAAGAAAUCAAAUCAGGAUUCUAUAAAUUCGGGGUUGGUAUUGAUCAAACAGACUCUUUGGAGGAAAUAGGUUUAAGUGGCAUCUUAUCAAGAGAAUUGAUCAGGAGAGAGAACCAAAACAUCGACAAGAAAGAAGAUGAUCAUCAAUGGAUAAACACUAAAGAUGAAUCAUUUUUCCCUGUUGGACCUGCUGGAUUAUUAGCGGAUGUAGGAGAAAUGGUUGUUAACUUAAGAAAUCAAUGGUGGAGUGAAAAUGUGGUUAUAGAAAAAGAGAUCUCUGAUAAAGAUCUCAUCAAUGAGUACGAAAUGAAACAGGACUUUAUUUAA